Messenger RNA from Aspergillus niger, 396 nucleotides. RefSeq lists its product as uncharacterized. The transcript is spliced from 5 exons. The record is from RefSeq and is a predicted model, not a curated record. Bases 1 to 396 code for a protein of 131 amino acids. NCBI's taxonomy places the organism in Eukaryota, Fungi, Ascomycota, Eurotiomycetes, Eurotiales, Aspergillaceae.
AUGGGCAGGCCUAGGAGAGAGCCCGCAGACUUGGUCUUGCUUGGCCAAGGAUUGCCAAGGAAGGGCCGAGACACAGGGGCCAAAGACACAGGCCGGGGUAACUGGCUCAUUAAGAAGAAUCCUUUGAAAUAUGUAAUCCCAUCGUCAGUCAGCGCACAACGUGGGAUUGGGCUGAGCUUUACAUUUACCCUUUCGGAUAAGAGAGUAGCACGUUUACCUCAUGCGACUCAGGUACCCGCCUACAUUGAGGAGAUGUCAAUGACAGGGGAAGAAAGCCAAAGGAAUCAUCAUGUUACAUCCUUAGCGGCUAGCUCAGUUAUGCAUAGCCCUCAUAGACAAGGGUUGGGGUGCAGAGGCUGGGGCCGAAUGAUGAAGGCCAGACGAGGUGACCAGUGA